AUGAAGAUUUGUCGCUUACUCGUACUAACUGUCUUCAUUACGUUAAUAUAUAAUUUAAAGGGCCAAAAACCGACAAGAAAAAUUCAACCAAAAUUCAAUAGGUUUUUUGGAAAUAUUUCACGUGAGUGUUUGAAAGAACAUCGCGUCACUCCAGAAAGAAUAUUGGGCGUCUAUACUUUAAAUAUUAAUGACCGAGAUGCAAAAUGUUAUGUUGCUUGCAUGUUGUUGCGAUUCAAUGUGACUACUACAAAUGGAAGUUACAAUGAUAAGGCAUUGGAACAAUUGAUGGCGAGGCCAAAUUCUAAUAAUGAAAUUCAAACUAGUAUGAAAACAGCUAUAGCAAUUUGCGAAAAGCAAGUUGACAGAGAUCCUUGCGAAAAAGCGGUUAAGUUCACAAAAUGCAUUUAUGCUCACAAAGAUGAAUUUAUAGUUAAAAAGAAAGAAAACAGUUCUACGCCACCUGCUGAUCGUCGACGACCCUUUUCUGCUCAGGGAAAACGUCCUGUACGCCACUCAACCAUAUUAUGA
Molecule: messenger RNA, 528 nt
Organism: Macrosiphum euphorbiae (potato aphid)
Lineage: Eukaryota; Metazoa; Arthropoda; Insecta; Hemiptera; Aphididae
Source: the annotation of a GenBank genome assembly